This is a messenger RNA of Saxophila tyrrhenica, 1680 nucleotides long. RefSeq lists its product as uncharacterized. The record is from RefSeq and is a predicted model, not a curated record. Bases 1 to 1680 code for a protein of 559 amino acids. The transcript has 2 exons. Lineage: Eukaryota; Fungi; Ascomycota; Dothideomycetes; Mycosphaerellales; Extremaceae.
AUGGCCGGACCAAUGGUACACGCUGUGCUGGUAACAGCCCUGCUCUGGAGCAAUGCAGCCGCACAGCAAUUCGUUAUGUAUUCACCUACAGUUGAUGACACUUCAAUCCAGAGGAUUGAUCCCAUCAUCGCACCUGGAGGACUGUCCGGCCACGCUCACCAUUUUUUUGGUGCCAACAAGCUCUCUCCCACGCUCGACUACGAUGAACUACAGUCGUCGACAUGCACAACAGUCGGUUCCGCUGGUUUCCAAGGAAAUGCCGUCGACCACAGCAUCUACUGGCACCCAGCAUUGUAUAUGGAGUCAAGCGACGAAUCUGAAGGCUACAUCCGCGUUCCUAUCAAAGGCCACAAGCUAUACUACAUCGAUGUCGGCACUGGAGAGAAAGCGGAACCGUUCGAAUUUCCCAAGGGCUUCAGGAUGAUUUCGGGUGAUCCAUACGCACGAUCGUCCACUGGCAGUAACGCCAUUGACUGGAAAUGCAAUAACGGCGGCUCUACUAACGUUGGAGACAGUGGAGGCUUCCCCACUGGGGUCAGCACUUGUUCCGACUACCCAUACUUCUUCGGAACUGUCAGUUUCCCCCACUGCUGGAACGGCGACGACUACGAUCCUUCCAACCCAAGCGCACACAUGGCAUAUGCAGAGGGGGAUCCCAAAGGUGGCGCCUGUCCAAGCUCUCAUCCUCGCCGCCUGCCGCAUCUUCUCAUCGAGAACUUCUUUGACAUUGAUGCGGUGGCUGACAAAGUCAAACCAGACUCCUUCGUUCUCGCACAGGGUGACAAUACGGGUUUUGGCAUGCAUCAGGAUUUCUUCAAUGGCUGGGAAGAGGGCGCUCUACCCGAUCUCUUGUCUACAUGCCCGCAGCCAAAGUUUGGGAACGACGACGUCGGCAGCUGCUCGAACUUCAAGUCCAGUGGAUCUGCGGAGAGCUGCAGCUUACCUGUGCAGUACAAGGAGAACGUAGACAGCCCUGGCAAGUUUCUCCCCGGCUGCAAUCCAAUCUCCGACAGCAAUCCGGCGCCCCAGAUGGCCGUUGCGCCGCUUGGAUCGGCAACGGACUCCUGCGCUCCAGGGGGCGGCGGUGAUGGUAGUCCUUCCGAAGGCUCUCCUCCUGCAAGCAGCUCUGCGGCGCCUGUGGCUAGCUCUGCACCUGCAUACGAGUCUCCAGGAACAACGGCAGCCACCACAAAUGAAGCUACCCCAUUGACGACUGGAGAGGCCACGCAAAUCGCGACUGGCGAGACCACACCAUUGACGACUGAAGAGACCACGGCAAUGACGACUGGCGAAACCACACCGCUGACCACUGAGGAGACUACGCCGUUGAGCACAGGGGAGACCAUGCCAAUUACUACUGAGGAGACCGCACCGUUCACCACUGCCGAGACCACGCCAAUUACCACUGGAGACACCACACCGUUGACCACUGGAGACACCACACCAAUUACCGCUGAAGAAACUACACCAUAUGAGACGUUCCCUACCGAAUACCCGACUGCAGCAACGACGCCUGAUCCAUACGCCUCACCCACGGCAGAGCUAACGACACUCGUGACGGUCUUUGCAACGGCUUCACCGAUAUAUUCGCCUCCGGUUGAGGCGCCAACAAGCGUCAGACUAAGACAUCGCCGUCACGCGAGGAGACAUGCUCGACCAGAUGGGAGCUGGAGUGGAUGA